Molecule: messenger RNA, 450 nt
Organism: Anopheles marshallii
Lineage: Eukaryota; Metazoa; Arthropoda; Insecta; Diptera; Culicidae
Product: collectin-11-like
Exons: 1
Coding region: 1-450 (149 amino acids)
Molecular function (GO): signaling receptor activity
Source: RefSeq, a predicted model, not a curated record
AUGUAUCCAAAGCUCGUCUCAAUUUCAAUUAUAAGCGUGAUGCUGGUAGUGUUAGCUCCAGUGCUGACGCUACGAUACACAGUGCACAAAACCAAGGUGACAUACUUCGAGGCUAUGACCCGGUGUAUAAAGAACGGCGGACAUCUAGCAACAGUUCUAGCGCCACUUCAGCAACAUCGAAUUUGGAGUGCAAUCACCAAAGCCAGCCUAUCGCAAGAAUCUUGGUGGACAUCUGGCACUGAUCUUGGCAUGGAAGGAUCGUGGAUCUGGUUAGCGCGGAAUGUGCCCCUUGGAAGCUUCGCAGGAUACACCAACUUUAUCGAUGGAGAACCGAAUAACGCCAACGGAACUGAACAUUGUCUGGCGAUGGUUGGUGGGACGAAGAAAGGACAGUGGAGUGAUGUUGGAUGCGAUACCUUACGCUUUUACGUGUGUGAACAUGAUUACUGA